AUGACCCAACAAACUGAUAGCGAGCCGUUGGUCUCCUCCCUGUGGACGAGAUCAUUAAUUUCCGGCGCCAUUGCAGGCUUGACUGUCGAUUGCUCUCUCUAUCCCCUUGACACCAUCAAAACCCGACUCCAAAAAGCACGCGACCACACAGCACCCCAAGCCCGAGUCUCCCUGCGCCAAACCUUCCGCGGCAUCUACGCCGGCCUCCCAUCCGUCCUCUUCGGUUCCGCCCCCUCCGCCGCUUCCUUCUUCAUAGUCUAUGAUGGCGUCAAACGCUCUCUCCUCCCUUCCCAGUCCGCCGGCAACAAAUCCACCCAAUCCCGCGCCCACAUCAUCUUCACACACUCCCUCGCCUCCUCGCUCGGCGAGAUCGCCGCAUGCGCCGUCCGCGUCCCAACAGAAGUGAUCAAGCAGCGCGCCCAAGCCGGUCUCUUCGGCGGUUCCAGUCUGCUCGCCCUAAAGGACAUCCUAUCCCUGCGGCACGCCGCAGUCCCAACUGACACAACCGGCUCCGUCCCCGCAAAGCGCGGCUAUGGCCAAGUCCUCCGCGAACUCUACCGCGGCGCAGGUAUCACCAUCGCCCGCGAGAUCCCCUUCACCGUCCUGCAGUUCACGAUGUGGGAGUCCAUGAAAGAAGCCUACGGCAAGCGAUACCUACAAUCGGCUGAGACCGCCUCAUCCAUUGCCGAGACGCAGAUCCCGGCCUCAACGAGCGCCAUGUUCGGUAGUGUUGCCGGUGCCAUUGCGGCUGGUCUGACUACCCCAUUGGACGUCAUCAAGACCCGUGUUAUGCUUGCGCGCCGUGGAGAUGGCGGUGCUGAUGCCCCUGUCCGGGUUAAGGAGAUUGUGCGUGGGAUUGCGCGCGAGGGGCCUGGUGCUUUCUGGCGUGGUAUCACGCCGCGUGUGACUUGGAUUGGUAUCGGUGGUGCUGUCUUCCUUGGAAGUUAUCAGUAUGCUUCGAAUACCCUUGAGGGGCGUCGGGAGGCGAAGGCUGAGAAGGGGCUUUGA
This is a messenger RNA of Penicillium paradoxum, 1008 nucleotides long. Its product is annotated as putative mitochondrial carrier protein (Pet8). Bases 1 to 1008 code for a protein of 335 amino acids. NCBI's taxonomy places the organism in Eukaryota, Fungi, Ascomycota, Eurotiomycetes, Eurotiales, Aspergillaceae. The transcript has 2 exons. Gene Ontology annotation, molecular function: S-adenosyl-L-methionine transmembrane transporter activity. The record is from RefSeq and is a predicted model, not a curated record. Gene Ontology annotation, cellular component: mitochondrial inner membrane.